Molecule: messenger RNA, 1083 nt
Organism: Eucalyptus grandis
Lineage: Eukaryota; Viridiplantae; Streptophyta; Magnoliopsida; Myrtales; Myrtaceae
Product: xanthohumol 4-O-methyltransferase
Exons: 2
Coding region: 1-1083 (360 amino acids)
Biological process (GO): methylation
Molecular function (GO): S-adenosylmethionine-dependent methyltransferase activity; O-methyltransferase activity; protein dimerization activity
Source: RefSeq, a predicted model, not a curated record
AUGGAAUCGCUUGAUGAAACUGAAGCAACCCUAAGAGGCCAAGCACACGUGUGGAAGCUCCUGUAUGCAUACGCCGACUCCAUGGUGCUGAAAUGCGCGGUCGAGCUCCGAUUACCCGACAUCAUCCAUUCUUACGGUGACGGGCCCGUCACCCUAGCCCAAAUAGCCUCCCGCAUUCCCUCCUCAUCCCACGGAACCGCCUACUUGGCGCGCAUCAUGAGACUCCUUGUCCGCAAGAACAUCUUCUCCGCCAACCAUUGCCUACCCGAUGGCAGCCAUGAGAGUCACGAGACACUCUACAGCCUCACCCCAUCGUCGAGAUGGCUCCUCCAGGGGUGCGGGUCCGAGCUUAGCCUCGCGCCGAUGGUGUUGAUGGAAAACCACCCAUGGCUGAUGUCCUCGUGGCAUUGCCUUGGCGACUCUGUCAGGACCGGCGGCAUCGCAUUCGAGAUGGCUCACGGCCGCAAGGUUUGGGACUUCGCAUCGGAGAAUCCCGAGUUCAACCGUUUGUUCAAUGAUGGGAUGGCGUGUACGAGCAGGAUCUUGGUUAGGGGCAUCGUGGAAGCGUAUAAGGACGGCUUCGAGAGCAUUGGAUCUUUGGUCGAUGUCGGAGGGGGGAUUGGCGGGGCCUUGACGGAGAUCAUUAAGUCAUAUCCACACAUUCAAGGGACUAAUUUCGAUCUGCCUCAUGUCAUUGCGACGGCACCUGCGCAUAAUAGAAUCACUCAUGUUGGAGGAGACAUGUUUGAGACUAUACCGCAUGCCGAUGCAGUUUUCAUGAAGGGGAUCAUGCAUGACUGGGGGGAUGAAGAUUGCAUCAAGAUUUUAAAGAAUUGCAGAAAAGCAAUCCUAGAAAAGAAGGGCAAGGUGAUCAUAUCAGAUAUUGUGUUGAAACCAAAGGGCGAUGGCAUGUUCGAUGAGACCGGACUAGUGAUGGAUCUGGUCAUGAUGACGCAUUGCUCAGGUGGUAAGGAGAGGGAUGAGCUUGAAUGGAAGAAAAUUUUGGAGGAAGGAGGGUUUCAUCGCUACAACAUCAUCAAAACCCCUUAUUUGUCAUUCAUCAUCGAAGCCUUUCCACUUUGA